AUGAUUCCUGAAAUAUUGCGCUUGUUCAAAGUUAGAGAGUCGGCUGUUCGUACCGUGCUUCUGUCUCAUUUUCAAGGCUAUGCUCGUUAUAUCCCUCGUGAACGUCUUGUUGGUUUCGUCACAGAUGAGGUUAUCCAAGGAUGUCAUGACAGUGACGAUCAACUGGUUGCCGCCUCUCUUCGAGCAUUGGCUAUAUUGGUGGAGAUUGCGGGUGCUGAGCCGAUUUGUCCAUGGACCCUCUCAAAGAUAUUCGCCAACGGUUCACCAUUGAGAUCACGUGCGGCUGUGAAUGCGACUUCUAGCAAUUUCUUUAAUCAAAAUUCCGUCAAUAGCGUCAAGACAAACGAUCUGGUUGAGACUCAGAAUACUGAUUCCGCAACCGUCAGUGGUGGAAACAGAAGAGCUUGGAGCGAUGAGGUGAGCACUGUUUAUUGUUUAUUGUUCUUACACGGCAAAGCGUGUGGUACAAUGAAGACAAUUAGUAAACAAAACCAAAACAAGGUAACAACAAUGUAA
Molecule: messenger RNA, 516 nt
Organism: Cooperia oncophora
Lineage: Eukaryota; Metazoa; Nematoda; Chromadorea; Rhabditida; Trichostrongylidae
Source: the annotation of a GenBank genome assembly